ACAAGCAGAAUGGAGAACAGAAGUUGGAAAUUGCAAUAGAUAGCCAUGUCUUCGUCCUACUACUUCUCCAUUUCAAAUUCACUUCCUUUCCCACACUCCAUCAACAACAAUAACAAACCCCAAACCCACUCUGUUCUCUUCUCCAAAAUCAUAAAGAAGAGCCUUAUAACCCGUUGCACUUCUUCUUCUUCUUCUUCUUCUACCUUCCACAACAUUCUCCCCAAACGGCUUGCAUUCGCUGCCUCAACUUUACCCGGUGGCGAUUGGUGGACGCUACCCAAACAUCCGGAAGAAGACCGUGCUGAACCCAUGCCCGCAUUGCUUGCUCUCCGACGAAUGUGGGAGCUGGUUGCCGAUCAGCGAUGGGUUGCACUUGUGGCGUUCGUCUCUCUUGUCUUAGCUGCUCUUUCAGAAAUCACCAUGCCAAGUAUAUUAGCAGCAUCAAUAUUUUCAGCACAGAGUGGUGAGACCGUGGCAUUCUCUAGGAAUGCAAUGUUUUUGGUUCUUCUAUGUUUCACUUCAGGGAUAUGCAGUGGUUUGCGAAGUGGUUGCUUUGGAAUUUUGAAUGUAACCUUGGUAAAGCGUCUCCGAGAACACUUGUAUACAGCCAUUCUUUUUCAGGACAUAUCCUAUUUUGAUAAAGAAAAAGUUGGUACCUUGACAAGCAGGCUUGCAGCAGAUUGUCAACGGCUUUCGCAUGUUAUAGGAAAUGAUCUUCAGUUGAUAUUACGCAACACUUUGCAGGGAUCAGGAGCAAUAAUUAAUUUACUGGCUUUAUCUUGGCCUCUAGCAUUAUCCGCAUUGAUGAUUUGUUCUGUGUUAUCUGCAAUUUUCAUGGUUUAUGGCAGGUAUCAAAGAAAAGCCGCAAAGUUAACCCAAGAUUUCACAGCUUGUGCCAACGACGUAGCUCAGGAGACACUUUCUUCGAUAAGAACUGUCCGAGUGUAUGGAACCGGAAAACAAGAAUUUGAAAGGUACGAUCAGUGGCUACAGAAAUUAGCAUUUAUUAGCGGUAGAGAGAGCGUGGGUAAUGGUUUAUGGAACCUGAGCUUUAGUACCCUUUACCGGUCAACUCAGAUAUUUGCAGUGCUUUUAGGAGGAAUGUCUGUUCUCAGUUGUAGUGUCACUGUUGAGCAACUUACUAAGUAUGUAUUAUACUGUGAGUGGUUGAUCUAUGCUACUUGGAGGGUGACAAACAGCUUAUCAUCAUUACUGCAGUCCAUUGGAGCAUCGGAACAAAUUUUCCAGUUGAUGAAUCUUUUGCCCUGUGACCAGUUCUUAACCAAAGGAAUUAAGUUGCAGAAGUUAAUGGGCGAUGUUCAGUUUGUAAAUGUAUCAUUUCAUUAUCCUGCAAGGAGUAUGAUGCCUGUUCUAGAACACUUAAACUUCUCUAUAAAAGCAAAUCAAGUCAUUGCCAUUGUUGGUCUUAGUGGAAGUGGAAAGAGCACAUUAAUCAACCUUUUACUUCGUCUCUAUGAGCCUAGUAGCGGUCAGAUAUCUGUUGAUGGUAUCCCUCUAAAGGAGUUGGAUAUCAGGUGGCUAAGGCAGAACAUCGGAUAUGUUUCACAGGAACCCCAUAUCUUCAACAUGGACAUAAAGUCAAACAUAAAAUAUGGCUGUCCUAGGAACAUAAGUCAAGAAGAUAUUAAACAGGCAGCAAAACUGGCUUAUGCCCAUGACUUUAUUUCUUCACUACCUAAUGGCUAUGAAACCCUUGUUGAUGGUAAUGCCCUUAGCGGAGGACAAAAGCAGCGAAUUGCCAUUGCCAGGGCCAUUCUUAGGGACCCAGUUAUUAUGAUUCUUGACGAACCAACCAGUGCCUUGGAUUCUGAAAGUGAACAUUACAUCAAGGAGGUAUUGUUUACAUUAAAAGACGAAGCUAAAUCAAGAACCAUCGUUAUCAUAGCACAUAGGCUUUCUACUGUAAAAGCUGCUGACAGGAUCAUUGUUAUGGAUAAUGGUCGCAUUAUCGAGACGGGUAACCAUGAAGAACUUAUAGUAAAAAAUGGGCUCUAUGCGAAGUUAAAUAAAAUUCAAGCAGAUAUUUUAACUUGAUUUGAGUUUGGGUGGCUGUGAUUUGGAGUAUCUGAAUAAUGAGGAAUAAAGUCAUUUUCCAGUGUAGCAAAGAAAAGUGUUUGUUGCAGUUGCAUUUGUUGGUAGAGCAGAUAGAAAUUAUUCUUUAGGGCGAUUGUCCAAUUGGAUGUGCCUUGAGAGUUUAUAAUAUGUACUUGACUUGUAUUUGAGUUUAAAAAAAUUGUUCAUCCUCAAAUCAUAUUGCUCAUGUGAGUUGUUGAUUAUGUUACAUUUCUUGUGACACAAGACACAAUCUGUGUCAUUAGCUAAGUAAUACUUCAAAGAGUCGUGUAGGCUUAAAAUAUGGAGAAAAUGAGGAAUAUUGGAGAUCCAAAUAAUGUAUAUCCACCUAUUUUGUUGAUGUUAAAGUAUUAUUUUUCCA
Molecule: messenger RNA, 2455 nt
Organism: Medicago truncatula (barrel medic)
Lineage: Eukaryota; Viridiplantae; Streptophyta; Magnoliopsida; Fabales; Fabaceae
Product: ABC transporter B family member 26, chloroplastic
Exons: 18
Coding region: 46-2055 (669 amino acids)
Biological process (GO): transmembrane transport
Cellular component (GO): membrane; chloroplast envelope
Molecular function (GO): ATP hydrolysis activity; ATP binding; ABC-type oligopeptide transporter activity
Source: RefSeq, a predicted model, not a curated record